Messenger RNA from Chaetura pelagica (chimney swift), 3141 nucleotides. RefSeq names its product shugoshin-like 2 (S. pombe) (gene SGO2). Gene Ontology annotation, biological process: meiotic chromosome segregation. Lineage: Eukaryota; Metazoa; Chordata; Aves; Apodiformes; Apodidae. The coding region runs from base 1 to 3141 and encodes 1046 amino acids. The record is from RefSeq and is a predicted model, not a curated record. Gene Ontology annotation, cellular component: chromosome, centromeric region; nucleus. The transcript is spliced from 9 exons.
AUGAGGGGCAGCUGGUACCCCCGCCCCUCGGGACCGGGACGAGCCGGGGCCGUGCGGCGGCAGCUGCGUCUUCGGAGCUGUUUGCUGGGACGCUGGUCCCUCCUCUGUCCUGCUGGUGCUCGUGUGCCGGUCUCUCUCGCAGUGUACAGGUUCGUUUUGAAUAUGGAUAAACAAGCACCUGCUAAAUCAUCUAACAUUUUCACCUUGGAUGCUGUUAAAGGGCAUAUGAGGAAGAGGGAUGGAACAUUACAAGUUGCAAAACGGAAUGCUGCUUUAGCAUCUAAAAUAAAAAAUAAAUUAAUAAAUAACUCAUCUAUGUUUAAGGUAUCUUUGAAACAAAAUAAUAAAGCAUUAGCUGUGGCUUUGAGUGCAGAGAAGGAAAAUUCUCGGAAGCUAAAGAAUGAGAAGAUUUUUCUUCAGAAGGAAGUAGAAAAACUGCAGUUUCAUAAUACGUUUCUUCGUCAAAAACUAAAGUGUUUGAAUAAAACUCUUACAGAAAUAGAAGUCUUUUUGAAUUAUAACCUCUUAACUGCAAUAGAGAUAAGCAGUCUUCCUGAGAAUCUUCAGAGUUGUCUUCCUCUGUCAGCUGGUCCAAGUAGCCCUACUGAUGACCAGUUCAAGAGUACCUGUCAGUCAGCUAGGUCUGUGGAAUCGCCGGUGAAGCUCCCUUUAACUGCAACAGCUAAUACAGAAGAGCAAGGUAGCCUUUCGAUGUGUGAAAUACCAAAUUCUUAUAAAUGUACCACUAUUUUGUCAAAGGAAACUAAUUCAGAUCAAGUUAAGUUUGCUUUAUCAUUGCCUUCUGGUACAAAUAAUCAAAAGGUAAAUGAUACAGAAACAGUGGAAACAACCGUUGACAAAAAUAUAUUUUUUAAAGAAAAUCAAUUACGCACAGAACUACCUUGUAAUAGUACCUUCUUGGCUCAUGUCAAAAAUGCACAAUCUUUAAGACAGUCUGAGGAGCUUACAAAACAAUGUAACAAUAGUUCCUUGGCAUUCUGUGGAAAUGUGACUGAAAGAAAGAAACAUGCAGUACUUUAUAAAUCAAAAACUCAACCUAAUAUAAAGGAUUUUGAUAAAACAUGUAGCUCAAAUAAUUUGCCUCAUUGUGGUAUCAACAGUGGUAGCAACACCAAUGACAUGGAUUUCCAGGAAUGUUCAAGUGACUUGUCUUGCAUUAUUCCUUCACCUCUUAAAUUUAGCAGUGAAAGUAACAUAGAUUUUAAGAAGCUGCUUUUUACUGACAAGAUGAAGACUGAAGAAACUAUUUAUGAUGCUGAUAUGGAAUUGACCACCAGUGAUGCAGGUGAACUACUCACAGUUUCAGCGAAAGACAAAGAUAAAUUACACCAAAAUAAAAAUUGUAAUGCCAAUUCUGAUAAAGUAUUAGCAAAUUUCAGAAAGGUAAGAUAUUCUAAGAAGGAUAAAGUGAAAAUUAAAAGCAAGACUGAAGUCAGUUCAAAUGUGUGUGCAGAACAAAGGGAUACUAGGGCUGAAGUUUCACAAACUACUCAGUCACAAACUCAAGUAUUCCGAAGUGAGAUGGAACAGCUACCUACAGGAAAUUCCUUAGGGAAACAGAGUUUGCUAAAUACCAGCGAAUACUAUCAAGCACAAAAUUAUCCAAGUAAAUUUAAGGGUACUAAGAAGACAUAUGAAGUUAACUUAAUGAGUCCAAGAAAACAGGAGACAAAUAAAGAAGCUUUCUCAGAAACAUUUGAAGACAUGGAAAGCAAAAUACAAAAAGCAGACUCAAACUUGUCAAUUAACAACAUCCCACCUGAAAGUUACUGUGCUGAAAAUUUACAAUUCCAGGGUGACACUUCUAGUGAAUUGCCUUCACAGUUGGACUUCCUGUAUAGAAAUGAGAAACAUAUCAGACCAAAAAUAAACGGGAAAACUUUUCAAAACCCUUCUAAAGUGAACAGAGCAAAACACGGUGGAGAGAAAAAUGGGCAGUAUGAAGAAUGUAUUUCACAAAAGUCUCAGACAGACCAACAUGACAGCAAGAGAAAACAAAACCAGAAGAAUAUUAUAAAGAGAAAAUGCACCAAAAAAAAUAGUUACAGACUAGGUGAAGAAACGGAGUGUGACAGCAUUAAUAAAAUUACUCAGAAAGUAGACCAAAAGAGUAUCCAUUUUUCAUCAGGCAGGUUAAAGCGUACAUUGGCAAAGGCUGGCCGGAAGGCAUAUAUAGUACCAAAAGAAAAUCUUACACAGUUCUCGCUUUGUAAAAAUGAAGGAUUAGAAAAUAAGGAUGUGUUAAUGCAUGCAGAGGCUGUUCAUGAAAAUAAAGUAACUGAAACUCAGGAAAUGCAGGUUGCUUUAGUUACUCAAAUUGGUGUAGCUAUAAAUAGACCACAGGAUAAAGAAGAAGUUCAUGUUGAUACUAAAACUUUGAAGAAUGUGAAUUACUCAUCAGUGGCACAUAAAACCCUUCAGAUAAGUGAUUAUCCUGAUAAUGGGGUAAAUUGCAAACAGUGGCUUAGUUCCAAUAUUACUGAGACCAAACCAGAAAAAAAUUAUUUUGGGAAUAUUGACCAAGGGGGGCAGAAUAUUUUGGAUGACCAGGAAGUCCCUCAUGAGAUGGAUUCCUCUAUGAGCAAGCUAAAACCUACGGCUCCAGAAUUAGAAUUUUUAAAACUCUCACCUGUCGAAUAUUCUAAGAAUAUGCCGUUCAUUGUAGAUGGCUUUUUCCAGGAAGGUCUUUCCAAUGUGAAACUCCCAGCUCUAGAUAACCACAAUGCUUCUCUGAACUUCUCUAAGCUGGAAAACUCUGAAGUCUGCAGGGAAGAUGAUCAUAAUAAAGCACUGGCUGCUGGAAAAGCAGAACAGAAACUGGAUCGCGUUUCUAAAGAGACUUACAAUAAGACCACACCUCGUCAUGGAAGAAAGGCUUUGCAAGAGUUGACAAAUAGAAGUAUACAAUCUCACACUUCAGUAACUAAAUCCCCCAAAACUUCAGAAGAAAACUCAGCAGCACCAUCUAGACGAGGAAGGGCUACUAUUUGCUACAAAGAACCCAGUAUAAACAGCAAAUUAAGGCGUGGGGAUCAGUUUACAGAUACACAAUUUCUGGAUUCCCCAGUCUAUAAAGUUAAAAAAAAAAGAAGUUUAAAGAGUAAAUCAAAAUUUAUUUGA